UUCCAAGAAGUUUCGUUAAUUUUAGGUGGAUUUGUUUUUCCACUUUCUUACCACUUCACUCGGUUCCAGAAGCACACAUAGUCGUCAUGAUUGCCAUUUUUUAAUAAAUAAAUAAAUGGGCCUCUUUAGACUACGCCAUAUGUUCAUAAAUUCAUAUUAUUUUUUUAAUCCGGUUGCUCAAUUCCUCUUAACAUACCUCCAUUUUUUUUCUUCCUUUGUCUACAUCUAUAUUUAUUAGAUUUGAUUGGUUGUGCAUAUCAAUUCUCAAGUACCUUCUUGUUAAUUGUUUUUUGUUUAUCUGAUUUGUUGCUUUUCUACCAAUCUGACCUUCCUAAGGAAACAAGAAAUUUCAAUAUAUUAAGGAGUCAUCAAAGGUUGUCUUGUCUUUUGGGUUGGCUAUAAUCAAAAGCUCUGCCACUUGGUCAAAAUCAAAAGCCUUGGCUGAGUUUUUUUCUUUGUCUCUUGGAGCAUCAUCUACAUCUUCCUGUACUUGCAUCAGCAAAGAAGAGAUCCUAGAAGGUUCAACAAGAUUUCAUCAGUGAGCUCUUGUUUUUUUAAUUCUCAAGACCGAAAAUUUGUAUGUGCUGAGGGAACAAAAGGAGAACUAUGUCACUGGUUAUAUCUACAGAGCUGGCUGAUGCAUCAUAUAGGAAUGCUAAACUCUACACACUAAAGGGAACUGAUGUUACACCAGGCUUGUCCUCCCACAGUUUUGCUCCAGAUAAGCACAGAAACAUGUACGUAACAAAUUCUUACUCCAGUGAGAUCAGUUAUGAAAAGUACUUCCGCGAUUCGCCGACAGAAGAGCUGAUAGAGCCAUCCAGUUCCAGCAUAUCAGCAAACUCAGUUCACCCUGAUGCUGCUUCUUCUUACCUUCUCAGAGCCAGUUCAGGAGCUUCUGUCAUUGCUGAUAACCCCUUUGACUCUUCCAUCUUGUCUACAAGGCAUCAUAGCGGCAGUUCUCAGUCCAAUUUCGUGGAAAAUGAGAGCCCGGAUUGCCUUGACUUCGACGGAGAAAUGAGACUAAAACUGCUAGAACUGGAGAGGGCUUUGCUUUCUGAUGAAGAAGAGGAGGAGGAAGACAUAUUUGAGACAGUUCAAAGCAUGGAGAUUGAUCGCGAGGUGGCCGAGUGGGCGAAUCCCCUUCAAGAUAUGCUGCUCCAUGACUCACCAAAGGAGUCCUCAUCCUCAGAUUGUUCCAAUCUUAGCAGCAUAAGUAGCAGCACCAAAGAAAUGACCCCCAAGCAACUGCUAUAUGAUUGUGCUAGAGCACUUUCAGAAGGGAAUGAAGAGGAAGCAACAUCUAUGAUCAACAAUCUGAGGCAAAUUGUCUCAAUUCAGGGUGAUCCUUCCCAAAGGAUUGCAGCCUACAUGGUGGAAGGACUUGCGGCUCGCGUGGCUUCGUCAGGAAAAUGCAUCUAUCAAGCCUUGCGAUGCAAGGAACCUCCCUCUUCAGAUCGCUUAGCAGCAAUGCAGAUACUGUUUGAGGUCUGUCCUUGCUUCAAAUUCGGAUUCAUGGCUGCAAAUGGCGCAAUAGCUGAGGCCGUUAGAGAUGAAAAGAAGGUUCACAUAGUAGACUUUGACAUCAGCCAGGGAACUCAAUACAUAACUCUAAUACAAACACUUGCUUCAAUGCCAGGUAGGCCACCUCAUGUGAGACUGACCGGGGUGGAUGAUCCUGAGUCUGUGCAGCGACCUGUCGGUGGCCUCAACAUCGUCGGACAACGCCUUGAAAAGCUCGCCGAGGAACUCGGCUUGCCAUUCGAGUUUCACGCCGUGGCAUCAAGGACAUCGCUUGUCACGCCGCCAAUGCUCAACUGCCGUCAAGGGGAAGCUCUGGUGGUGAAUUUUGCAUUCCAGCUGCAUCACAUGCUUGAUGAAAGUGUGUCAACCGUGAAUGAGAGGGACCAACUUCUGAGAAUGGUUAAGAGCUUGAAUCCGAAGCUUGUGACGGUUGUGGAGCAAGACAUGAACACAAACACUAGCCCUUUUCUUCAGAGGUUUGUUGAGGCCUACAACUACUACUCUGCUGUGUUUCACACGCUUGAUGCAACUCUCCCCAGGGAGAGCCAGGACAGGAUGAAUGUUGAGAGGCAAUGCUUGGCAAAGGACAUCGUUAACAUCAUCGCGUGCGAGGGCGAGGACCGGAUAGAACGGUACGAGGUUGCUGGAAAGUGGAGGGCCAGGCUGAGGAUGGCCGGGUUCACUUCAUCACCAAUGAGCACAAAUGUGAGGGAAGCAAUAAGGAAACUCAUUGUUAAGCAGUACUGUGAGAGGUUCAAGAUAAAGGAGGAAAUGGGGGCACUUCAUUUUGGUUGGGAGGACAAAAACUUGAUCGUUGCUUCAGCGUGGAAGUGACUAAGAUCAACACAAAUUCUUUUGGUGACUCAUUGUAGUGUUUGUUUGCUUGUUCAGUCUGUAUCUCUAUGUUUGUGCAUGCUUGGUUCAGACUCACAUGUAUACUAACGUGCGACUUAUGCUAAUACAAAACUUUGAUGUGUUUAACGUGGAUGGAUUGGAGGCCAAUGAAUGGAGUAUGUGACAACGUAAAACACCUAUCGAUGGUUAGGAUUGUAAUGACAUCAUUUCUUGUUAGCUUAAUUUUGUGUUUCAUUUUGGUUAGGAUGUCACGUUGAGAGGCUUGUAGCUUACGGCAUAAGGUUUUGAUAAUUGAUGGAAGUGCACUAUAAUAUGUAGACGUGUUUAUGAUU
Messenger RNA from Cajanus cajan (pigeon pea), 2711 nucleotides. RefSeq names its product scarecrow-like protein 1. NCBI's taxonomy places the organism in Eukaryota, Viridiplantae, Streptophyta, Magnoliopsida, Fabales, Fabaceae. The record is from RefSeq and is a predicted model, not a curated record.